Messenger RNA from Diceros bicornis minor, 4091 nucleotides. RefSeq names its product activin A receptor like type 1 (gene ACVRL1). Gene Ontology annotation, molecular function: transforming growth factor beta receptor activity, type I; ATP binding; SMAD binding. NCBI's taxonomy places the organism in Eukaryota, Metazoa, Chordata, Mammalia, Perissodactyla, Rhinocerotidae. Gene Ontology annotation, cellular component: plasma membrane; BMP receptor complex. The transcript has 11 exons. Gene Ontology annotation, biological process: angiogenesis; BMP signaling pathway; heart development. The record is from RefSeq and is a predicted model, not a curated record. Bases 436 to 1950 code for a protein of 504 amino acids.
GCCCCAGCGAGGGGCGACGGGCGGCCGUCUGCAAGCUGGGCAAUAGGAAACGGUUUAUUAGGAGGGAGUGGUGGAGCCGGGCCAGGCAGGAAGACGCUGGAAUAAGGAACAUUUUUGCUCCGGCCCCCUUCCCAGUCCCGGGAGGCCGCCGCGCCAGCCGCGCCGAGCGAGCCCCUCCCUGGCCCCGGCCCCAGCCUCGUGCGGGCCGCGCCCGGACCCCGGCCCGCCGUCCAGCGCUCGUCGAGCCACCGCGGCCGCCGCCGGGAAGGGAGGCGCCCCGCCCGCUGCACGCCCGCACCCCACCGCCCGAGGGCAGGCCCGGAGAUAGGCCGGAUCUGAAUCUGAAGUGGGGGUGAGACCAAAGAAUGGGCGUUUCUAACGAAGCACUUCAGGCGAAGCACUUCAGGCGAUUCUGAUGCAUAAGAAAAUAGGAUCAUGACCUUGGACCCCCCUAGGAGAGGCCUUCUGAUGCUACUGCUGGCCUUGGGCCUGACCCAGGGUGACCCCGUGAAGCCCUCUCGGCGCCCGCUGGUGACCUGCACAUGUGAGAACCCCCAGUGCAGGGGGCCCACCUGCCAGGGGGUCUGGUGCACAGUAGUGCUGGUGCGGGAGGAGGGCAGGCACCCCCAGGAACAUCGGGGCUGCGGGAACCUGCACCAGGAGCUUUGCUGGGGGCGCCCCACCAAGUUCGUCAACCACUACUGCUGCUACAGCUCCCUCUGCAACCACAACGUGUCCCUGGUGCUGGAGGCAGCCACCCCAACUCCGGAGCAGCCGCAAGUAGACGGCCAGCUGCCUCUGAUCCUGGGCCCUGUGCUGGCCUUGCUGGCCCUGGUGGCCCUGGGUGCCCUGGGCCUGUGGCACGUCCGGCGGAGGCAGGAGAAGCAGCGGGGCCUGCACAGCGAGCUGGGCGAGUCCAGCCUCAUCCUGAAGGCAUCCGAGCAGGGGGACAGCAUGUUGGGGGACCUCUUGGACAGUGACUGCACCACGGGCAGUGGCUCGGGGCUCCCCUUCCUGGUGCAGAGGACAGUGGCACGGCAGGUUGCCCUGGUGGAGUGUGUGGGAAAGGGUCGCUAUGGUGAGGUAUGGCGGGGCCUGUGGCAUGGUGAGAGUGUGGCCGUCAAGAUCUUCUCCUCGAGGGAUGAACAGUCCUGGUUCCGGGAGACCGAGAUCUACAACACGGUGUUGCUCAGACAUGACAACAUCCUAGGGUUUAUCGCUUCGGACAUGACUUCCCGCAACUCGAGCACGCAGCUGUGGCUCAUCACGCACUACCACGAGCAUGGCUCGCUCUACGACUUUCUGCAGAGGCAGACGCUGGAGCCCCAGCUGGCUCUGAGGCUAGCUGUGUCCGCGGCCUGCGGCCUGGCUCACCUGCACGUGGAGAUCUUCGGCACGCAGGGCAAACCGGCCAUCGCCCACCGCGACCUCAAGAGCCGCAACGUGCUGGUCAAGAGCAACCUGCAGUGCUGCAUCGCCGACCUGGGUCUGGCUGUGAUGCACUCCCAGGGUAGCGAUUACCUGGACAUUGGCAACAACCCACGAGUGGGCACCAAGCGGUACAUGGCCCCUGAGGUGCUGGAUGAGCAGAUCCGCACUGACUGCUUCGAGUCCUACAAGUGGACGGACAUCUGGGCCUUUGGCCUGGUGCUGUGGGAGAUCGCCCGCCGGACCAUUGUCAAUGGCAUUGUGGAGGACUACAGGCCACCCUUCUAUGACCUGGUGCCCAAUGAUCCCAGCUUUGAGGACAUGAAGAAGGUGGUGUGUGUUGACCAGCGGACCCCCACCAUCCCCAACCGGCUGGCUGCAGACCCGGUCCUCUCAGGCCUGGCUCAGAUGAUGCGGGAGUGCUGGUACCCCAACCCCUCUGCCCGCCUCACUGCGCUGCGGAUCAAGAAGACGCUACAGAAACUCAGCAACAGCCUGGAGAAGCCCAAAGUGAUUCACUAACCACGGGCGCCUGACGCCUGACUCCCCUCUGCCUGCAGUGGGGGAGCUGGAGGGGGCAGUGGAUGGUGGCCUAUCUGGGUAGAGGCAGUGUGAAAUGUGUGUGCUGGGGAGGGGAGUGCCCCUCUAUGCCUGCUGGCCCGGCCCCCAGCCCAUCCAGCCAGAAAUACAGCUGGGCUGAAACCCGAUCCCCCGCUGUCUAGCCUGCUCAAAGCAGCAGGCUCCCUGACGCCUGGCUCCCUCCCCACCCCCACGCCCUGGGCGCACCCCCUACUACCCCCAGGACAGGAUGCAAAAGAGGCCCCGGAGCCAGGGUGGCCAAGCCAGGGAAUCCCAGUCCUGGGCGCAGAGGCUGCACUUUACCCCCUGCCCUCAGUUAACCCCACUGCCCGGCCAGAGCUGCCCAGGGGGAAUAGGGCCCUGUCCACACUUCAGUAGACACCCUGCCCUGCCAGGCCUCAGCCUCUGGCACAAGCCCUGACACCCAGGGCCCAUCAGUUUCUCUCUGUGGGUUUGUAUCUCAGCUCCAUGAUGCCAUGGGCCUCUGUCUCCCGGACAAGACCCCUGCUCCUGAAUGCCAGCUGCCUGAGAGAGCUGGGGCCUGAUCCUGGGCCCAUCCCCCACCCCCAUCUUGGCUGACUUAUUAGGGCAUUAAACCCAAGGAGUCCUGCUGAGGAAGUGGCAGGGUCAUAGGCCAGUGGAGAGGUGGUAGGUCAAAUGCGUAAGGCCCAGGACUUUCAGAAUAACUGAGAGGACAUUGAGGCCAAGCAUAGCGGGGGAAAGGCUCAGCUGGGAGGCAGGAGACCCAGGUUCUGGUCCUGGAUGCUUGCUCUCUGUACGAGCAUGAGGCCUUCGCUGUUCCAGGAACUUUGUGUCUUCAUCUACAUAGUGAAGAUUUGGUCCUGAUGUCCUCUGAGGAUUUUUCAGCUCUAAUUUUCUUUGAAAUGUCAGCCUGUGUCAGAGCUCAGCUCAUCAGUCCUUCUAUUCCUUAUGCCCCAGCCCUUGGCAAUUUGCCUCAAGAUGGGGAUUUGAAAAUAACUGUAUCUGAGUCCGGGAGUGUCAGAAACCCUCCUACCCUCUAAUUCUGCAGACUCCAGUUCUUGCCUUAACCCCUGCCAGUGACCAUCGCUGGGCUCAGACAGCCCUGGGCCUUCUGGCCAGCAAGCCAGCCACUCACCCCUUCUGUGGCUUACCCGUCUCUGCCCAGGGCUGAGAGGGGCUGAGGGCCGGCUUCCUGCAGGGCCUCCAAGGCUCAGAAGAAAUUUGGCUCCAGGCAACAAGCCUCCAGCACCAGGUGCCUGCUCCCCACUGGCCCCUGGCCCAGCCUCACACACUUGGCCAGGCCCCCUAGAGUGUGUCUAGGAAGAACCUCGUGUCUCUAGGGAAGCACACAGAAAGUUCGGCCUUUGGAAACAUCAAGGGUAUAAGUCCAUGUACUGAGGAGGUUACCGCCAGGUUACCACACUGGCGGGUGGAUGGGCAGGAGGUAGAGGCUGACGGGUUGGGGGCGGUGGUGCUCACUCUAGGGAAUAGGACAGCCCGAAGCUUGGGAAGACCUGGCCUCACAGCCCUCAGCCCUUGGGGCAGAGUGGAGAGGAACCCUCCGUUCUCCACAGGAGGUGAAGGAAACAACCUCCUCCCCUCCUGCUGUCAAUGACCCAGCACAGCCUCCCCGGGCAGGCUCUUGUGUGUUUCUUCCACUGUGGCGUGGCACUUUCCCAGGCCAGGCUCCCAGCAUUGUGCAAGGCCUGGAGGAGAACCAGGAAGUGAAACUGGGUGAAAACAGAAAGCUGGAUGGACCUGCUGGGCUCCCAGAUCAUCCUGGGACAGCUUGCUUCCCAGCAGAUGCUUCCCAGCAGUUUCACAUCUUCUGGUCACUGGAACCCACCCAGCCCAGGAAUCAGUCUGCCCCCGGAAGGAUUUUAUCUCUACAGGAUUUGGGGGCAAAAAGUCUCCUCUUGAGACUCCACAGCCAGAAACUGAAAGCAGCAGUUCCCCAAAGGCUGGAAAAUCCCUAAGAGGAGAAGGUCUGAGGCAGGAGGUGCGGUGACAGGGGAGAAGGGGGCCGGUGGGAGGAGGACAGCCAGCGGCCAGGGAGGUGAGAGCAGUCUGCAUAAUGCUUCUGUCGGAGCGCGGGGAGGCCU